AGACUCCCCCGGCCAUUACUUACUGUAACUUGUGAGGAGCGAUGUGGCCAGAAGUGAAUUCCAGUGAAAAAGCCUUAGAAAAUCACAUUAGUUUCACUUAAUGGAUAGAGGGUUGUUCCUAAGCAAGGUCCCUUACAGUCCACCUUCUUGGGCUACCCAUCUCGAUCCCAUCCCCUGUGACAUUUACUCUUUAGGGCAAGUUCCUACCCCAAUUCACAAAUGGAAUCUUCCUGGCUUGCCAAAAAAUACGGAAUUAUGGAUAAAGAGGGAUGAUCUCACUGGAAUGCAAUUAAGUGGUAAUAAAGUCAGGAAGUUGGAAUUUUUGAUGGCUGAUGCUGUGGCUAAGGGUGCUGAUUGUGUUAUCACCAUUGGAGGCAUACAAAGUAACCACUGUCGUGCAACAGCUGUAGCUGCAAAAUAUUUGAAUCUUGACUGUUUCCUAAUUUUGCGAACUUCAAAGGUACUUGUGGACAAAGAUCCUGGUUUGACAGGCAAUCUUCUUGUUGAACGGUUGAUAGGAGCAAAUGUGGAACUUGUUUCUAAGGAGGAGUAUGCGAAAAUUGGCAGUGUGGCUCUUGGGAACUUGCUAAAAGAGAGGCUUAUUAGCAAAGGAAGAAGGCCGUAUGUUAUUCCUGUUGGGGGUUCAAAUUCUUUGGGAACAUGGGGCUAUAUUGAAGCAAUUAGGGAGAUAGAGCAACAAUCACAACAGAUGGGCCUUUGCUUUGAUGACAUUGUUGUUGCCUGUGGAAGUGGGGGAAGCAUCGCUGGCCUGUCUCUAGGAUCAUGGUUAAGUACCCUAAAGGCAAAGGUUCAUGCUUUUUCUGUUUGCGAUGAUCCCAAUUACUUUUACGACUAUACGCAAGGCCUAAUUGAUGGACUCCAAUCUGGACUUUCUUCACGUGAUGUGAUUGACAUCCAAGAUGCAAAGGGACUUGGCUAUGCCAUGAACACUACCGAGGAGCUUCAGUUUAUCAAAGAAAUAGCUGAGGCAACGGGUGUUAUACUCGACCCUGUCUAUAGUGGAAAGGCGGCAUAUGUUUUGCUGAAAGACAUGAAACAAAAUCCAGCGAAGUGGGAAGGGAAAAAAAUCCUCUUCAUACAUACUGGUGGGCUUCUUGGGAUGUAUGACAAAGUUGAACAGUUGCAAUCUUUGAUGGGAAAGUGGCAAAAGUUGGUAGUCGAAGAGUCGUUUCCUCGGAUAGAUGGAAUCGGGAAGAUGUUCUAAUGUUUAUCUUCAUUCUCUCAAUCUGGUCAGACACAAAUGCUUGAAUGUCAUAUCUUCUAGGAUGAUGAUGAACCUUGAAUAAUAACCAUUUACUUUGCUUAAAACAGGGAUGAUGAAGCUAUGAACUGUUUUCUGUGAAAUGCAUGAAUAGAAGCAAUUCUUGAAAACAAGAAUUCCUGCAUUAUCAAAACAA
This is a messenger RNA of Amborella trichopoda, 1418 nucleotides long. RefSeq names its product D-cysteine desulfhydrase (gene D-CDES). The record is from RefSeq and is a predicted model, not a curated record. Lineage: Eukaryota; Viridiplantae; Streptophyta; Magnoliopsida; Amborellales; Amborellaceae. Gene Ontology annotation, molecular function: D-cysteine desulfhydrase activity.